This is a messenger RNA of Cylicostephanus goldi, 607 nucleotides long. The record is from the annotation of a GenBank genome assembly. Lineage: Eukaryota; Metazoa; Nematoda; Chromadorea; Rhabditida; Strongylidae.
AAAGUUCUGAAGUCCAGACAGAUUAAAACACUUUGUUUUUCAGUCGGGCGCUAUUCUUAGAGUCCUUGGUGAUAGGAAAGUCGUUGUCAGAAAAGAGAUUUUGACCAGACCGCGUCAUCCAUACUGCUCCGAGUACUAUGCAUAUGAAAAGACCUACUCCGAACAGUCCCUUCUCAUCUCAGAAUUCACCAUCCAGUGCACGGCGCGUAAUAACAGCAAAGCGCCCCGCAGUACCAAGGAUAAAAAAUAUUGCGUUUUGCUAGAGAAACUCGACGAGAUAGAGAUGCUUGGGCGGACGCUUUCCAUGUCUUCGUUCGAUGAAACAUUAGUAAACUAUCACUUCGUCUAUAUUGAGAAGAUCUCUCUGUCACCUAUCAACUUCCAUGUAAAAAUUCACGUUGCUCAGCAAGUGGAACAGGAAGAAAUAUGCUUCGUGGAAUGCUACAAAACUGUUCGAAAGAAAGACUUUAUGAGGCGUUUGGCUACCUCCGCUAUUUGCGCGCUAAAAUAUCUACACGAUCAAAAGCUUUCCCAUGGUUACAUUGUACCUCAUUCAGUUUGGUGCUCAAAAGCUACAAUACGUUUUUCUGACGCUUGUCUGAAGUAA